AUGAACCCGGCUGGCAGAAAGGAGGAAGAAGGAAAAAGUUCACGAUCUAGUAACAAAUCAGAGCUCAAACUAAUCCCGGACAAAUCACCAUCUGAUGAUGGCUUAAGAAAAGAAAGACGGUUGUCCAAAGCAAGUGAUAGUUUUAAAGAUACUCUUGAAAGACAAGAUUCAAAAGCAUCGUCAUUGAGCCCAAAGGUAUCGCGAAAAUAUUUUCACAACUGGAACCUGUUUCCAUGUGACAAAACUAAAGACAAAACAAAGGAGCUUCUGAAACGUUGGAGGACAUUGCCUGAAUCUGAAGUCGCUGGAAACCAGAAGCAACAAGAAGGAAGUGAAAACGAUAAACAUCACGGCUUGAGUGUUCAUGUGUGGAGUACAGGCGAAAUAUCUAAAACAACUUUAGCCGCGUUAUGCCGACCAGUUAUCGGUCUGCCAGCAGCUAGAGUUGAAGAAAUCAUUGACACAGCGUAUGCAAGAAUGACAAGUAAUAACUACCUAUUACUCGACUAUGGAACCUAUGUCCACUGUUUCACUAAUUGGUUGAUGGGUAAGAACCCUAAUGGUGCCGGACAGUGGGUCCUCGUUCCUCCUACAGAUCCCUUAUCGCAGCCGCCAUUUCCAAUUGACUACAGCGCUUUGAACACCGAACCAGCGAAACUAGAACCUUAUGCCCCAGACAAAAAGACCAAUAGGCAUUGA
Molecule: messenger RNA, 699 nt
Organism: Danaus chrysippus (African queen)
Lineage: Eukaryota; Metazoa; Arthropoda; Insecta; Lepidoptera; Nymphalidae
Source: the annotation of a GenBank genome assembly